AGGAGCAACGUGUCUGUGUUUAAGAGGAUCAAAAAAAAUUCUUAUGGAGAUGGUAGAUAACACAGGCAACAACAACAAUAUUAGUCCAGACUCCAGAGAAGGGUUUAACUACAAUUUCGCAGGUGAUCGUCACCAUCACGAUGAGGUGAUUAAGGAGCAAGAUCGGCUGCUUCCGAUAGCAAACGUCGGUCGGAUCAUGAAGCAAAUCCUUCCCCCCAAUGCCAAAAUUUCGAAAGAGGCCAAGGAAACCAUGCAAGAGUGCGUCUCGGAGUUCAUUAGCUUUGUGACCGGAGAAGCCUCCGACAAGUGUCACAAGGAGAAGCGAAAGACGGUGAAUGGCGACGACAUUUGCUGGGCCUUAUCCACGCUGGGGUUCGACGACUACUCGGAGCCGCUGAAGAGGUACUUGAAUAGGUUCAGGGAAUUGGAGGGGGAGAAGGCUCAGCAGAGCAAGGCCAACAGCGGCGGUGAAGAUCAAAGGAACGAAGAAGCGGAAGUGUCACCGACAAGAGCAAGUACUACUUCCAGUUCUAAUCCAUUAUUGAAGUUCAAUAUGAUCAAUGAAAGGGGUAAUAGCUCAAUCUCUCGGCGAUUUUGAAUGGUAUGAAGCUAGAGAGAAAAGAUUUAGAGUCCCAGACUCCCAGUAAUGGAAUCUGCCAAAGAAGAGCCCUAAAUCUGACGAGCAUGUGUGGUUCAUGAGUUCUCCAUGUGACACCUAGCAGAGUUCCCAACUCUACACGUGCUGGCACAUACUUUGUGUAUUUUCUUUCCGGCUUGUAGUGGUUUCAUGGCAAAACUCAAAAGAAUAAUGAAUUAAAUC
This is a messenger RNA of Rosa chinensis, 820 nucleotides long. RefSeq names its product nuclear transcription factor Y subunit B-4. Lineage: Eukaryota; Viridiplantae; Streptophyta; Magnoliopsida; Rosales; Rosaceae. The record is from RefSeq and is a predicted model, not a curated record. Gene Ontology annotation, cellular component: CCAAT-binding factor complex; nucleus. The transcript has 2 exons. Bases 44 to 598 code for a protein of 184 amino acids. Gene Ontology annotation, molecular function: RNA polymerase II cis-regulatory region sequence-specific DNA binding; DNA-binding transcription activator activity, RNA polymerase II-specific; protein heterodimerization activity. Gene Ontology annotation, biological process: regulation of transcription by RNA polymerase II.